Messenger RNA from Gordionus sp. m RMFG-2023, 3183 nucleotides. RefSeq lists its product as uncharacterized. The coding region runs from base 643 to 2964 and encodes 773 amino acids. The record is from RefSeq and is a predicted model, not a curated record. The transcript has 7 exons. Gene Ontology annotation, biological process: positive regulation of hippo signaling. Gene Ontology annotation, cellular component: plasma membrane; cell junction. NCBI's taxonomy places the organism in Eukaryota, Metazoa, Nematomorpha, Gordioida, Chordodea, Parachordodidae.
AUUAUAUUUGCCAUCUAAAAGAUUGUCAAUAGCAUCAAAUAUUUUUGCAACUGGGUUACACCUAUCCAUCAUUAUAUUUGCCAUCUAAAAGAUUGUCAAUAGCAUCAAAUAUAUUUGCAACUGGGUUACACCUAUCCUCGGCCAAUUUGUUUUGAGCAGAAUGGAGUGUCACCAGCUGAUUUGUUCACUGACGCCUCAGAAUCAAUUUUACUGAAGGAAUCAUCAGUCUAGAUAAAUAUAUGGCAUUGCGAGCUUAAAGCGGAACCCUUUUAACUAUCUGGCUUAAAUGAACCCGAACCUAAAAUCAUAUGAAAUGAAGAAGAAAAGGAUAAUCCCAUUUAAAUUCAACCUAUUAUAAUAUGAAUCACUGCCCAUUUCAAGCAUGAUAAUGGCAUAGUUUUAAUCUAAUUAAUAUGUCUUUCGUUGGCUGCAAUUAAAAAAAAGAGAUUAUUCUCCAAACGAAUAAAAUAAAUAUAAAUUAGAUAAAAAAAUUCAACACAUUUACCGUAAAAAUUAUCUUAUAUGGAAAGAAGCAUAACAAAAGACUAAGGGCAGUAUUCCCAAUCUCAACAGUAUUAUCAAAAGAUAAAUUGAAUCACUUAUAAAUAAUAUGAUUUAAAUUUUUUUUAACUUGCUUCUAAAAUGGAGAAUGUGGUUGAAGCCGAAUCUCACCUCAAUAUAGGAAAUUCGCCUCGCCUAAAAACUAUACUCGAUAGUGGAUUUUAUGACGAUAGUCCACCCGACCAGCUUUCUCUGCGUUCUUCGACAUCUUCUUCGAAAGAAAUACCCGCCAAAAAUGUUCAUAAUUGCGCGAACGUUGACUUUUCCAAUCGGUACCUUGGAGGUUCAUAUAUCACCAAUAAUCAAGACAAUUACCUAAAUUAUAGUAACGAUAUCGAGAAUAGUCGAAUCACCGAUUCAUUCUCCUCUACUAGUUCUCGGGACACUACUAGUCUUAGUUCCGGCCCUAUUCUGAGCUGUAAUCUUAGCGCUGAUAGUACAGAUGGAAGCGGAAAAUAUCUUAAAAUUUCCGAAAAAUAUGGUAAUGAUUAUUCGUCGAAAUCGGUUUACGGAGGUGAUCCUUCUUGCUACACGACUUUACCCCAUAUUAAUUGGAAACGGAUCGAAGAUGAGCUUAAUCUGUCUCGUGCCAAGCUUCAUUCUUCUUAUAUGCUCGACACAGAACUAGUCAGGGCUAAACUAGCUGCCGAUUCAUCUUCCGAAGAAGAUGAAAUCUCUUACAUGUACGGAAAUGAAUCUUUCAUUCCAACAAAUCUUUACAAUCACAAUGCAAUAAUGAAGGUUAGCUCAUCUUACGAUUGUACUUGCCCGGUGUGGGCCACUAAAUUAAGACACCACGAACAGAGGCACCUGCGCAAUAAACUCAGGGCUUCUUUGCCUUUUAAUAAACCCGCCCCUUCCCUAAACACUUAUAAAAUUGGGCAAAAUUAUUCUGGCAUUGGCCUUUUGAAUAGUUACGAUGGCAGUUUCAAAAAUAAUGUUACAAAACUUGUUAACGAUGAAACAGAUUAUGGUAAAGAAUGUGGCUCACCAUCUUUCAACCUCCAGAUAUGUUUCAUGAACGAUCCCAAGAAAAAAAAUGACAACGUAUUGGACAAUAUUACCAAAUCUUCCUUAAUCUCUACAAAUACUUCGCCACAAAUCAAAAUGGAAUGUAAAUAUCUCUCGCUCACUAAUAUAUCUAAUUUAAAUGUCAAUUUAACUGGCCGUAGUCGUGUAAAUGCAUUUUCUUCCCUUUCGAACAUUUUCGCACUUAAAUCUAUACCUUCCUAUCGGACAACCAAUCAUGAAUCGAAGCUUACUUCUCCUAGCAAUGGAUGUUUGGCCGUUCUUCCGCAACGACUCGAUUUAAUUAGAAAGGAUUCUACAAGAGAUAAAAAGAAACAAACCCGCGCCAAAAAGCGAAAUGUUCCCUUAUUAAGAAAUUAUCAUUACGAUGCGGAAGAUGAAACAAAAACUCAUAGUGUUACCUCCCAUAGCACGAGAUCUUCCACUAUAAAAAACGACCGUUUAUUUCGCUGUAGACAACCGGUGCCAAUAUAUCCUAUGCUUCAUCACAGUUUUGAUUCUUAUCUUGAAGUAAAGCCCCAACAAGAAAAAAUAGAGGAUUAUUAUUAUGAUGAUGUAUUAUACCUUUCUGAGGACAUAGAAAACGGAAACUAUGAGAAAAAUAACGGUGCUUACAGAAUAGAUGACAAACAGCGAAUUCAUAAAGUUUGCCCUAAAAUCAGUGCAGACGAAAUCAACGACUUACCGCUUUUAGUUGAAAAACAGCUCGAAUUACAAAAAGGCAAGGCUAGAUUAGCCCUUUCUCAGGCCCCAGCAAUGGCAAAAAUGCAAUUGGAAGUCGAAAAGGAACUUAGCAAAUUUUCCAAUUUCAAAACCAAAAAAUCUCCCAAAAGAAGAGCCUCUAUUCAUGCUUCCAGAUUCGAAAAUUCGAAUCUCAAGAUUUGUUCCUUCGCGGAAAUAACUGCUUUCAAAAUCAAAACUAAAUUAUUUACUCCUAAACAACCUAACAAAAUGGGCGAUAACGUUAAAUCAAUUAUAAAGUCCUCCAUCUAUCAAAAUCACAUGAACAGUCAAAAACCGUUGAAAUCAGUUCAAUCGAACAAAAAAUACGAACUCUUUUAUCAAAUCUUAGAAAAACUAUCAAAACUGUACGGAAUAAAAUUGGAUAGAAACAGUAAUUGGUCAUCCUUGUUUUCUCUCAAAAUUCUGUGCAGCAUGCCAACCGCUCAAUUGCAAACAUUGACCAAUGCUCUUCUAAAUCAAAUUGAAGUUAUGAAUGAAGAUCUAAUGGAACUUCUUAUGGAGCGAGACGAUUUGCAUAUGGAACAAGAUUCAAUUUUAGUGGACAUCGAAGAUAUAACUGGAAGAGUAAAAGACAAAGCAAAAUAUUAUCAACAAGCUAUAGAUUUGCAAAAAAAUCGUCACAUGAAUUGAACAAUACUUUCGUUUAAAAAAUGAUUAUACUUCUCAAUUUUUGUUCACAAUAAAACAUUUGAAUAGGUGCGAUAGAGCCUUAACCAUCAAAACAGAUUAUUUUAAUAUGUCAAAAAUUUAAAUUGAAUAUAUUACAAUAGAUUAGUAAAUAUGGAAUUCCUGAAAUAUUUUUUUUAUAUUAAAAUAUGAAAUUUGUUACAAUUUACAAGUGAGCUAUAU